AUAAAGGAGAAACCUGCCUUCCCCUCCCCUGGUGGCCAUCUCAGGAGACCAAGACCAGCUUUCCCGCCCUGGAGAAGGCCUAGAUGAGAAAACCGAGACCCAGACAGAGACAGUAACAUGUCCAGGGAUACCUCCAACAUGCAGACUCCUGUCAUGAUGUCUCUGCUGCUUGUGUCCAUGGGCCUCAUAGAAACACUUCAGGUCCAGAGUCUCCCCAUCACACGACGGGACCUCUUCUCUCAAGAAAUGCCCCUGGACAUGGCCCCAGCCUCCUUUGAUGACCAGUACACUGGCUGUUCAGCAGCUAUGACAGCCGCUCUCCAGGAUCUCAACCACACAGAGUUCCAGACUAACAAAGUAUAUGCAGAAGGCUGGGCGCUGGCAAGCAGCCAAUGGCAGGCGCGCAGGGCCUGGGGGCCAGAGUGGGGCCUCAGUCCUACCCGUCUGCCUCUGCUGCCUCCUGGCUUCCGUGAUGAGCAUGGGGUGGCUCUCCUGGCCUACACAGCCAACACCCCCCUGCACAAGGAAUUCAACGCAGCUGUGCGUGAGGCGGGCCGCUCUCGGGCCCACUACCUCCACCGCUUCUCCUUCAAGACCCUCCAUUUCCUGUUGACUGAUGCCCUGCUGCUGCUGGGCAGGGGCCGGCAUCCGCCCCAGUGCCACCAGGUGUUCCGAGGGGUGCAUGGCCUGCGCUUCCGGCCAGCAGGGCCUGGGGCCACUGUAAGGCUGGGGGGCUUUGCCUCUGCAUCCCUGCAGAAUGUGGCAGCCCAGCAGUUUGGUGAGGACACCUUGUUUGGCAUCUGGACCUGCCUCGGAGUCCCUAUCAGGGGCUACUCCUUCUUCCCAGGGGAGGAGGAGGUACUAAUCCCCCCCUUUGAGACCUUCCAGGUGAUCAAUGCCAGCAGACCGGCCCAGGGCCCCGCCCGCAUCUACCUCCGGUCCCUAGGCAAGCGCAGCAUGUACAACUGUGAGUACAUCAGAGACAAUCAGUGCAAGUCUGGGCCCUGCCGUCUGGACAACUCAGCCACGGGUCAGGGGCCCCUUUGUGCAGUCUGGUCCCUUCUGUUGCUGCUCUGUUUCCUUGUCAAGGGAGACUUUCCAGAGAGUCCAGGCCUCCUGUGAUCCAUCAGACCUGAGCAGCCCUGCCUGCCACCUCCGCC
Messenger RNA from Manis javanica (Malayan pangolin), 1160 nucleotides. It is a transcript of the gene ART1, whose product is annotated as ADP-ribosyltransferase 1. The record is from RefSeq and is a predicted model, not a curated record. Gene Ontology annotation, molecular function: NAD+-protein-arginine ADP-ribosyltransferase activity; NAD+ poly-ADP-ribosyltransferase activity. NCBI's taxonomy places the organism in Eukaryota, Metazoa, Chordata, Mammalia, Pholidota, Manidae.